AUGAACUCGAGCGAUCUGUUCACGUUCUUGGACGAUGCUGCUCCGGAAAUAGACGAUGUAGACAUGGGAUCUGGGACCUCGGAGACGCAGCCGGAAAGCUCGCGGAAGCGCAAAGCCGACUUGCCAGGACGAAUUCGCUCUCCUUCGCCACAAGAGGACGUCAAAACUGAGAACGUAGAAUCAGUCACUCCCCCUAAGAAGCCGCGCUUGGGGUCGCCAAAACCCAUCGUUGUCGAUGAAGUCGAGAUAGAGGCAAAGCGAGAGGUUGCCGCCAGUGCAGGCCUGACAGGCGCAGUUGAAGCUGGGUCGCGUUUGGAGCUUAGACAUCAGGUCCGGCAUCAAGUCGCAGUACCACCAGCAUAUCCUUAUGUUCCCAUAUCAAACCAUGUUCCCCCGUCAAACCCUGCUAGGGAGUACAAAUUUACUCUGGAUCCCUUCCAGCAAGUAUCUGUAUAUGCCAUCCAACGGAAUGAGAGUGUUCUGGUGUCUGCACAUACGAGUGCAGGAAAAACUGUCGUAGCUGAGUAUGCUAUUGCCCAAUGCUUGCGGAAUAAACAACGUGCAUUGAGCAACCAAAAGUAUCGUGAAAUGCUAGCCGAAUUUGGAGAUGUUGGUUUAAUGACAGGAGAUGUUACUAUCAACCCUUCCGCAACGUGUCUGGUAAUGACCACGGAAAUUCUGCGCUCCAUGCUGUAUCGUGGCUCAGAAAUCAUGCGUGAAGUAGCGUGGGUGAUUUUCGACGAGAUCCACUAUAUGCGGGACAAAGAGCGUGGCGUUGUUUGGGAGGAAACUAUCAUCCUUUUGCCCCAUACAGUGCGCUAUGUCUUUCUCUCUGCCACCAUCCCCAAUGCGAUGCAAUUCGCAGAGUGGAUUUGCAAGUCUCAUGAGCAACCAUGUCACGUCGUCUAUACCGAUUUCCGGCCGACACCAUUACAACAUUAUCUUUUCCCUGCAGGUGGCGAAGGAAUUUACCUCGUCGUAAAUGAGAAGAGUGAAUUUCGAGAAGACAAUUUCACCAAAGCGAUGGGUAUGCUGCAGGACAAGAUGGGCGACGAUCCUGCCGACCCAAAAAGUGGUAGAGGGAGAAAGGGAAAGUCUAAGAAAGGAGGGGAAAAGAAAGGUCCUUCCGAUAUUCAGAAGAUUGUGAAAAUGAUCAUGCUAAAGAACUACAACCCUGUGAUCAUUUUCGCCUUCAGCAAGCGGGAAUGCGAGGGGCUGGCCUUGACGAUGUCAAAAUUGGAGUUCAACGCUACCGAAGAGCAAGAAAUCAUCACCAAUAUAUUCAACAACGCAAUGGACAACCUGUCCGAGGACGAUCGCAAGUUGCCACAGAUCUCGAAUCUGCUUCCGCUGUUGAAGCGUGGAAUUGGUAUACAUCACGGCGGUCUCUUACCUAUCCUCAAGGAGGUCAUCGAGAUUCUCUUCCAGGAAGGUCUAAUUAAAGUCCUCUUUGCGACUGAAACCUUCUCCAUUGGGCUGAACAUGCCCGCCAAAACGGUCGUCUUCACUGCAGCACGCAAGUUUGAUGGUCGCGAGUUCCGUAACCUCUCAUCUGGGGAAUAUAUCCAAAUGUCGGGACGUGCAGGUCGGCGAGGUCUCGACGACCGUGGAGUCGUUAUCAUGAUGUGCGACGAGAAGCUGGAGCCGACUGCUGCGAAGGGGAUGAUCAAGGGUGAGGCAGACCGAUUGGACUCAGCCUUUCACCUGGGAUAUAACAUGGUGCUCAACCUCAUGAAGGUCGAGGGCAUCAGCCCUGAGUAUAUGCUGGAGCGCUGCUUCUUUCAAUUCCAAAGCAGUAUGGGCAUUCCGGUACUUGAAGAUGAACUACGGCGCGAAGAGGAGCGAAAAGAGUCGUUUGUCAUCGCAGACGAAGAGCUAGUGUCUGAGUAUUAUGAUUACCGGCAACAACUUGACCAAAUGACCGCCGAUUUCAACGAGGUCAUCACGCAUCCUACUUACAGUCUUCCCUUCCUACAGCCGGGACGUUUGGUGAAAGUCAAAUAUAAGACAUUAGACUUUGGCUGGGGUGCUGUUAUCAACUUCCAGAAACGGUUACCACCGAAAAAUUCGCCGGUUCCAGACGAAUUACCGCCUCACGAACAGUACAUUGUAGACGUUGCACUGUACUGUGCGACGGGUUCGAGUCCCCCGAAAGACCGGAGCAGUAUCGCUGCAACGCCCAUAAGUAUUCAGCCGUGUCCUGCUGGGCAGAAAGGAGAGCCCCUCGUUGUGCCAGUGCUGUUAUCAACAAUACAUGCUCUCAGUCGAUUGCGUAUUCACUUGCCCAAAGACUUGCGCUCUCAGCAGCCAAGAGAAACUGUCUGCAAAAGUGUGCAAGAAGUCCAGAGCCGAUUCCCGAAGGGUAUCCCCCUUCUUGAUCCCAUCCAGGAUAUGGAUAUCAAGGAUGAGAAAUUCAAGGCGCUGGUUAAGAAAAUUGAUCUCAUGGAGCGCAAGCUGUUUUCGAGUCCUCUCCAUAAGGACCCGAGACUAUCAGAGCUGUACACGCAGUUCGUUCGGAAGCAAGAGUGUCAGACGCAUAUACGGGAGCUCAGGAAGCGCAUACAGGCUACCAACGACGUGUUGCAGAUGGAAGAGCUUAAAUGCCGGAAGCGAGUACUGAGACGGCUAGGCUUCACGACGUCAGCCGAUAUCGUCGACAUGAAAGGCCGAGUUGCCUGCGAAAUUAGCACAGGCGAUGAGCUACUACUGACCGAGCUGAUCUUCAAUGGCGUCUUCAACCAGCUUUCACCGGAACAGUGCGCCGGGCUCUUAAGCUGUUUUGUAUUCACCGAAAAGAGUGAACAAAUCACCAAGCUCAAAGAGGAACUGGCUGCCCCGUUGCGGGUGAUGCAAGAAAUCGCCCGGCGAAUAGCAAAGGUGUCGAAAGAGUCCAAGCUUCCCAUCAACGAGGAAGACUAUGUACUCAGUUUCAAAGUGGAGCUUAUGGAUGCCGUCGUACAAUGGUGCAGAGGUGCAUCAUUCGCUGAGAUUUGCAAACUGACCGAUCAAUUUGAAGGCAGCCUUAUCCGCGUGUUCCGACGGUUGCAGGAGCUUAUUCGACAAAUGAGCCAGGCAGCAAAGGUCAUCGGCAACACGGAGCUGCAAGAAAAGUUUGACAAGGCAUCAGAGAUGCUCGAACGACCAAACUCUGUGAUCUUCUACUAUGACCUGUUGGAACUACCCAGUUACCACUUCGCAAAUCAAGCUGCAAUUGUUAGCGACUGCCGCCUUGAGGCCGUUCAAAACGCACUGGAGGACUUCUUUACGCCUCACGUCCUCCUCUUCGAUAAUUGUGUCGUUAAGUUUAACCAAGGGGGCCUCCUUGACGAAGGCAACAUUUAUGCUUUCGUCUAUGCGGCAUUCAAGAGCUCUCCGAACGCAUCGCGUGUCCCAGAGGUCUAG
Molecule: messenger RNA, 3402 nt
Organism: Fibroporia radiculosa
Lineage: Eukaryota; Fungi; Basidiomycota; Agaricomycetes; Polyporales; Fibroporiaceae
Exons: 12
Coding region: 1-3402 (1133 amino acids)
Biological process (GO): maturation of 5.8S rRNA; RNA catabolic process
Cellular component (GO): nucleus
Molecular function (GO): RNA binding; RNA helicase activity; ATP binding
Source: RefSeq, a predicted model, not a curated record